Molecule: messenger RNA, 4685 nt
Organism: Linum trigynum
Lineage: Eukaryota; Viridiplantae; Streptophyta; Magnoliopsida; Malpighiales; Linaceae
Source: the annotation of a GenBank genome assembly
CGGACAAGCUAGUGAUGACAACCUUUCCGUGAACUCUAACGUUUAGAGGUUGUCACCGUGGUGGUGAGAUGGUAGGGAUGAGUGGUGAUGAUUGUGCCCAUCUUUUGCACCAAAAGGCCCUGACCCCACUGGUCAACAGUGAGCAAUUCAUUCUUGUUCUUGCAUGUUCAUAUCUAUCCCGGUGAGGAACUAUGUUGCCCCUUUGUCUGUUCCUUUGACUUGAAUUAUAUGCAUGGUCGGUUGUGAUUGAUUAGUGGCCUGGUUGAGACUUGCAUUGAUUGUGGAUAGAAUGAGAACUUUUCAUUUGCCCAUUUUUGAUGCAAUUGAAUUUCAUUUGUGGUGGAUGCCGGAAUUGUUUGAGACGGUUCGAGUGUCGAUGCCCAAAUAGUCAUUUGAGAUUCACAGCCUUGUGCCUUUUGAAAUGCCCCCUAGAUAUCUUUGUAGGUUGAAAUAUUACCUAGGUUGAGAAUGGUUUGCUUGGGGACAAGCAAACGUCUAAGUGUGGGGGAGUGAUUCGGGCCUAAUUGUACAUGUUUUACCCCCAUUUUCCUUAGGCGUUGGUGGCAAUUUCGCUCCUAAAAGGUUGGUUUUACGCUAUGUUUCUUGUGUUUUAGUGUGUUUCAGGAUCUAACCGGUGAAACCAGCCCCGGAGUUGAAAGUUGGAAGAAAAAAAGAAAAGAGGAGGAAACAGCUUGUGUUCAAGGUUUACCAUUGGAGUUCACAGUCUUACAGGACCAUGAACUGGAGCCAAAAUCCGUGAAUCGUGAAGCAUCCAGGGCAAAUCCAGAGGUUACGGACGCCGAGUGAGUUCACGGUCGCUAAGACCGUGAAUGUGAAGCGGUGUGUUUUGGUCUCAGCACUAAUUUCACAGACGCGUUUCAAUGUUCACGGCCGUGAACUGAGGUCUAAGACCGUGAACUGCUCAACACGGCCUUGAACUAAGACCGUGAACUGCUCAACGCGUCCUUGAACUCAACUCUAAGACCUUGAACAUAGCCUGAUUUGGGUAUAAAAGGAGAGGGGAGCUUAAGGAGAAAGGGGAGCUUCAUUUUUAGGUUAGUUUUUCAUUUUCAGAAGAUAGAGGAUUAUAGUGAGAGGUUAGGGUUUCUUCUAGAUUGAGAAAGUGAAAAUCAAAGGAGGAAGAAGGAGCUUUAGGCUUGUUCCUAGCUAGAGGAUUGAAGAUUUCUUCAUCUCAAGGGUGUCUCAAGCAACAAGGAGGAAAGAUUGACAUCACUUUAUGGUUCUUUCUUCUCUUUUUGUUGUUUUCUCUUGCUUAGAUAUAGAAUAGCUAAUGACUCGAUAUUUGCACAUGUUUUCCCCUUUGUUUCUUGAUUGUUUGAGCUUGAAUUAUUGCGUCUUUGUCCUAUUUUAUGCUAGGUUGUGUUCCUUUGUCACAUUUCAGGUCCUAGCACAUAAAGUGAAGCAUAGGCGCAAGUUUCAAAUCAAUCAGAGAUCAAUUGACGAUUCGGGAGAAGAAACUCGGGCAUGACCUGAAGAAGAAUGGAUUUCUACCUCACUUUAUGGAAAACGAAUCAUGCAAGCUUGUCAUGAAAAGAAAGAGGACAAGACUAUGAGCGUCUGGGAUCAAACGGGGAUUGAUUCGGAGUCCGGACGAGGGAGAAACGAAGCACUAAACAGAGGCUGAGCAAGCCACACGGACAUCCUGGAAUUCCACACGGCCGUGUGGGUCGUGGCCGUGUGGAAAUCACCGAGCCUUCACACGGGCAGCUGGGAAAGCCACAAGGCCGUGUGGCCUGGCCGCGUGAUCGGGAAUUUCUGUUAAAAACUCGAUUUUCAGCCAAAGGAAAGGGGAGAGCUGGGUUUUGGUUCCCAAACACCCAAGGGACGAACCCUAGAGAGAGAGAGCGACUUGGGAACAUUCUUGGAGCUAUUUUGGAGGAUUUCGGGAAUCAAGCUUGGAGAUGGAGAUUGAAGAUCUAGAUCAGAUUUCUGCAGUCUCUCUCUUCUCUAUGGAGUAACUUCCCUUCACUUAGGUUUUGAGGAACCCUAGUUCCAUGUGUUAGGAUCUUUCUUGUAUGAAGUUUUGGAUGCUAUAUUGUUUGAUUAUAAUCGAUUGAGGCAUGAUUUAUUGAGUCAAUUGAAUCUUGAUCAAGUUCUCUUGAUUUCUGCUUUAACCUAUGAUAGAUAGAAUCUGAUUAGGUUAAGAGAGCUUCCUUGAUUGAUAGUGGUGAAUUGGUUGUGCGAGAGUCAAUCAAUUCAUUGCUUUGUACUGGAAUUCAUUCCAGUAGUGGAGAUCUGUGUGAAUCGCCUUAGCAGUCUAUCCCGGUGAAGGCUAGUCGCCUGCCGGGUAUUCUGUCUAAGAGGGUUUGGUCAGCUUAAGAGUUUCUAAGCUAAUUUAGGAUCUUCCUCAGUUUAAUCAACAGUAGAUCAACCAAAGGUAAUUGCAACUUGGACCUAAUCGAGGAGCUAGGGGGAAUCAUACCUAAGUGAGUUCCCAAAUUGUAAUUAGUAGAGUAGUUAGUAGAGUAGUUUAAUAAAUCAAUCCUUAAUCUAGUUUGCUAGAUAAUGAACUAAAGCUGAGUAAUAGUUACUCUAAAGACCCGUGGAUUCGAUAUUUAUUACUUGUGCCACUAUACUGCAGUCCCUUUCAUUGGUUACACUUGGCCAUUGUUAGGUGUUGUGUUUUAGCGUGUCAAGUUUUUGGCGCCGUUGCCGGGGACUUUCUAGAUUAUUAGGAAAGGCAGAAGUUUGUUACUUUAGCGUUUUUAUUUUCUUUUCCACCCUUGCUUUUCACUUGGGUGUUUUUUUGUUUUUGUUGGUGCAGAUCUGAAUCAUGGAUCCUCAUGGCUUCUCCAACCAUUGGGGGUAUCCACCACCAUCCGAGUGGUAUUACCCCGAGACUCCCUGGAGCAAUCAAGGAGGAGAAGACUAUGGAUUUGGGUUCCAGUACCAACCCCCUUACUACGGAGAACAAUCAGACCCCUGGGCAUAUCAAGAACAACCUCAUUACCAAGAAGACUUUCUCCCACAACCAGAAGGGCCAUCGGAGCUGGAGUUACCCAUGGCGGCCUUCACGGGCCACUCUGUAGAGCCAUGCUACACUUCACUGGAAGAUCCGAACAAACAAUUAAGGCUUCUCGUGGAGCAGUUUGCUUGAGACACUGAGAGAUCAUGCUCCAAGAUGGAUCUUCAAAUCAAAGCCCUUGCCGCUUCCGAUCCCUCAUUUCUCCAUGAUAUGGAGGAGACUGUUCAGCGCUCAGCGAAGCAAACAGAGUGGGUGGAGCAAGUUUGCUCACAUCUUGCUCAAGAUCACCUUUCUACUACCACGCUAGAAGAGGUGGAGGAUGACAAAGGCUACGGGGAUGUUGAGGAGCAUACAGAAGUUAUCACAGAGAAAUCCCAUGAUAAUUAUGAUCAGGAAAGUCCUCUGGUUGCAGAUCACACAUUUCCUUAUUUAUGCUCUAACAUGCUGGGCCCGAGCGAGGAGAUGCAAGAUGAUCUCAUUGAAGAAAUUACAUGGCGACUUGCUCUCCAAUUUGUGCUAGAAGAAGAAGAGCAAGAAAGGGUGCAGAAAGAAGUUGUGGAGGAUGACGAAAGUGAAGCAGGAGGAGUUCUUGAUCAUUUCUCAGGGGUGAUAGCACAUGAAGAAGAAAGGGGGGUUGAAGAAGCAAUUGGCAUCCAGGCUGAGGACGGAGUUAAGGUGGAAGAGGCUUGCACCGGCCAUGAGUUACAUGUGAUAUCUCCACCAAACUUCGAGGAACUGCUUAGCAAGGACCCAUUUGCAAUAUCUCUUUGUCGGACCAAGGCCACAUCGACAUCAGUUCCUCUUGGACGCGAUGAUGGUCCAUCGAUGCUGUCAUAUCUAGUAUGGGGCAAUGAGACGAGAGAAGAGAAGAAGAGGUCUCGAGGGUGGAGACGUUAUCUGCAUCAAGUGCACGAGCUUCCAUCACCUGUCAUACCACAUGCUCGUGACUUGAGACUCCACCUCAUCGACGAGAACCUCAACUUCAAGGAGGUUUUGGGGUGGACCGAAACUUAGGAGCCAUCGUCCGGCUCACGACGUGAAAGAAGCGCUUGUUGGGAGGCAACCCAACCAGUCGGUUUGCAUUUCUUUCUCUUUUCCUCCUCGCUUGAGUCAGUUUUGUUAUUUGAUUUUAGAGUCAAUAACUCAACCUUUGUGAGAUUUUGUGGUGUUUGUGUUCCGACUACUCUCUCCUCCUGGAAUGCACCGCCUGCCCCGUCCACCAUCAUUCACCCUUGAUCUGGUAACUUCGUUCUACCCUCCUUAUCUUUCCUCCAUUGAGGACAAUGUCGUGCUUAAGUGUGGGGGGAUGUUUGAUUAUGUAUGCGGGUGAAUGUUGGCUGUUUGUGUGCUUGGAGACUAGUCCACUGUCCAAAUUUUUAAAUUUGAGGGCUCUAAGUACGUGUUUACUUGCAAAUUGCCUGCUCAAUAUGCUUUAAAUUGACAGUCUCUAUAGUAAUGUGCAACCUAGGGAGGUAGUGUAGCACUAUGGAGGAUGUUGAAGUAUAAGAUUUUUCCUAUCUAGCUCUCUGCUGUGUCAGUUGAUUUUGUGAAUUAGUGGAGCUAAGACCGUUGAAUUCAUGUGGUAAUGUGGACUCUGUUUGAAUUGUGUUAUGGACUCGUGUAUCAAAAAGGGUGCUCAUAUGGAAAAUGGGAAGCAGUUGGUCCUCCAUGUCGAAAUCAUUAAAAUCUUAAACAUGGG